Messenger RNA from Dipodomys spectabilis (banner-tailed kangaroo rat), 5830 nucleotides. RefSeq names its product Rho guanine nucleotide exchange factor 5 (gene Arhgef5). The transcript is spliced from 15 exons. Gene Ontology annotation, biological process: intracellular signal transduction; activation of GTPase activity. The coding region runs from base 90 to 4787 and encodes 1565 amino acids. Gene Ontology annotation, molecular function: protein binding; guanyl-nucleotide exchange factor activity. Lineage: Eukaryota; Metazoa; Chordata; Mammalia; Rodentia; Heteromyidae. The record is from RefSeq and is a predicted model, not a curated record. Gene Ontology annotation, cellular component: cytoplasm; nucleus.
CGCCGGGGCCCAGGCAGCAUGUGACACCGACCAGGUGGGCGCGGGGGCCGCCCGGGCCACCUCGGAGCCCGGCGGAGGAUUCAGCCCUGAUGGAGGCUGAGGAGCCUCCACAUGGAGCCUCUAUUCCCAUCCAUUCUCUAGAAGAAUCUAGAAUUAUCCCUGAAGCUGUCAUGAGGAGCAGUCAGAUGCCAGUCUUGACUCCUGAAGGUCACAAAGGUCAGGAUCCAUCUUCCAAAUGGACAGAGGGCCGCAGGUGCUUGGUGAGCCAGCUGGGAGAGUUAAGAGACGUGAAUGACUGCGUUGCUGAGCGUAAACCCUCUUUUCCUGAGGAAGGCUCUGCAGAGGUGGAGGCUGAAGAGGAAAUCCCUGUGGCUGAGGACCGUGACAUUCUGGAGCAGUCAGAGGAGGCAGUACCCCAGAGUCUGGAAGACAGCGGAGUGAAGACAAGAGCUCACUCGGGGCUCUGGGCCCGCUCUGUCCAGUGUGAAUGGCCAGACAUGGUCUCAGAAGCCAGAGAACCGGGCAGCAGAGUGGAGCUGGAAUUGAAGCCAGAACUCUCUUCUUUGACGUUAGGAACUGGACAAGGAGACAGAGAUGCAGACACCUCUUCUCACACUAUAGUUUGGCCUCUCUCCGAAAAGCAACUUGCAGAGACCAACCAGACCUGCGUCUUUGGCAGUGGACCUGCUGUGCAGUUGAAGGAGGUACGGAAGAGUCAGGAGCAAGAAGGGCUUCUCAGUCCACAGGAGGCCCAUGGGCUGGAGACACAGGAUGGUCAGCAAGGAGGACAUCAGGGGCAAGGAUUGCUGGGAGAGAAUCUUUGUUCUAAUGGACUUUGGAGGGAUCAGGAACAGAUGGUAGAGCAGGUUAAUGGGAAAGAGGGAGACCAGCAGGGACACCAGGAAGGGAGGAGAGGAGGACACGGAGGAAGAGCUGGGCUCAGUGAGGAAUUGGAAGAUCUCAAUUAUGGUGGGUGUGAUGGGGAGGUUAAAGAGAGGAUUCAGGGUCAGGAAAACCCAGAAGAAGAAGAAGAAAAAGGGAAGAGGACAUUGAGGGGAGAAGAAGCGAGGAGGGUAGACUUCCAGUGUGCAGAGAAUCAAAGAUUAGUUUGGAAAAGGAAGGAAAUAACAAGAGAGCAAGGUGAUCAGGGUCUCCUGGGCAAAGAGGAGCAGCAGGAAGGGGCGGGAUCAAGUGAGGAGGAGCCAGAGAGUGAGGACGGGGGUGGGCAGGAAGCAAUGGAAGAAGAUAGAAGCCCAGAAGAGAAGGAGGAGCAGGAUAGUCCUUCCCGAGCGACUCCAGUAACGCCUGAGGCCUUCUCUUCGGGUGGCUUCUCUCCAGACACUCCUUGUCCCUUGUCUCAGAUUCUUGGUACCCUGGCAGAUCUAAGGCUUGGGGAGCUGUCUCCCAGAGCUCUGACUCCUAUACCGGAGACACUAGCCCAUCAUCCCGACCCCAUGUCUCUGCCUGGCUCUUUUGCUCCUGGGGGGUCACUGGACAAUCGAAUAGCUCACGAUGGCUCUGAAGGAGCUGAGCUGAAGAAGGGGGCAAUGUCUAGCCAGAGGACUGAGCUGGCUCCUGCUGACAUAUCUAUCCCAGGAGGGACCCCAUGCUCAGCUCCCGUAAGACCUGCUGCAGUCUCUGCCGUGUCACCUUCCGGAUCUCCAGCUGCCAUUCCCAAGGAGACCCCCACGGCCUCUCUCCUGACCCACAGCCCGUCUGCCCAAGCGUCCUCCGAGACUCCUCUGGCUGCCCUCCGUGCCCAGCCCGCGGCAGACCCCCAUGCUGCUUCCCAUGCGGUCAGCUGGUGUGGCCCCCCGGCCACCUGCCCUGGGACUAUCCAACACCAAAGGAGCAACUCUUUCCCUGGAUCCCAAAGGACAGAGCAGGCUCCAGACCUGGGGUGCAGGUCCCUAUCCUUUUCUCAUUCUGAGUUACCUCAGAGACCCCCCAAGCCUGCCAUCUAUGGCUCUGUGAUUCCAAGAAAGAACCGGAGAAGUGGCAGGGACUGCAGCAGUAUUUCCGAAAACCCCACAGCCACGUCCACGCAGACACGGGACCCUUCACACGCAGAGACGCCCCGCAGCCAGCCCUGGGGCUCCCCGCAGAAUUCAGCUUGUGCCACAGGCUCACCGGCGUGUGGUGCUUCUCCAUCUACUGCCCCCAUGGAUAGGAGAAUCCAAGAGCCUCUGCCCCCUCCACCCCUAGAGAAGAGGCACACCCACGCCCCCGUGGUGGACAGAGGAGGCCGUGUUCACGAUGAGGUCCCCACACUGAAGCCACACAGCCAUCCUCCAAUGGCCCUGAGUUCAGGGCUCCAUGGACCCCCUGAAGGCCCCCUUCCCCAAAUUCCCGACCCCUAUGUGGCAAGGAGACACCGACCCCUGCCAUCUACCCCAGACAACUGUCACCAUACUCAGACCUCUGUCCCCGCUAGGCUGAGAUAUAACAAGCCAUUACCCCCAACUCCCGAUUCGCCCCAGUCCCACCAGCCUCGCGUUUCUCCCUCCCAUAGCUCAAGGUUGUACAGGCCUCUGCCACCUGUUCCCAUCCUGAAUCCUGCCGAUGAUCCACCCCCACUGCCUCCAAAGUCCAGGGUGCGGAGCAAGAGCUCGCAGGCCGGACUGCUGAAUUCAGGUCCACACACACAGACACCCCUUGGCCAAGAAUGGACGGUCUCUGCAGCCCCCUCUGCUGGACGCACCUCCUGGCCCCCAGCCACAGGGAGGUCCGCAGAGGCCCUGGCUCCCAGAAGGAGGAAUCAAGGCGAAGCCUCCUCAGUCCUAGCUUUCAGCAACAUGACAAACAUGCUGAGCCCCUCUUCCCCUACCACACCCUGGACCCCAGAGAACCCCAGUAAGGUUGAGGCAGAAGCCCCCGUCAAAGGACCAUUACAAAGCUCCCUUCCCCAGGAAGGAGCCAGUGGUUCGAGGAGGUCCACCCUAGGCUCAGCAGGACAACCAGAAAAGCCCAGCCAUCCCCAGCUGGAGAAGGCCUCCAGCUGGCCCCACAGGCGGGACCCAGGGAGGCCACCGGAGGGCGGUGGUGGCAGCGGUGGACAGGUUGUUCUUGGUGAUGGCCCCAGCAAGCACAAGGGCUGGAACCGGCAAGGCCUGCGCAGACCUUCCAUCUUGCCCGAGGCUUCAAAUUCGAGAAGUCCCUCCAUGGGAAGAUCUCCCGGCCCCUCUGACACGGUAGUUUUUCGAGAGAAGAGACUGAAGGAGGGGACGGGAGGCUUUUCAAGGCGCUGCUCCAAACUCAUCAACUCCUCCCAGCUACUUUACCAGGAGUAUAGCGAUGUUGUUCUGAACCAGGAGAUUCAAAGCCAGCAGCGGCUAGACAGCGUGACAGAGGCACCUGGGCUCGCCUCCCCUCGGCAACCUCGAAAGUCCCUGGUGUCGACCUCUGAGUCCUACCUGCAGCGCCUUUCCGUGGCCUCCAGUGGCUCCCUCUGGCAGGAAAUCCCUGUGGUACGCAACAGCACUGUGCUGCUCUCCAUGACCCACGAAGACCAAAAACUGCAAGAGGCAAAAUUCGAGCUCAUCGUGUCAGAGGCUUCGUACCUGCGCAGUCUAAACAUAGCUGUGGACCAUUUCCAACAUUCAUCCCAAAUCCGGGCCAUUGUUUCCAACCAGGACCACCAGUGGCUCUUCUCCCGUCUGCAGGAUGUGCGGGACGUCAGCACCAUGUUCCUUUCAGACCUUGAAGAAAACUUCGAGAGCAACAUCUUCUCUUUCCAAGUGUGCGACGUCGUCCUGAGCCAUGCUCCAGACUUCCGCCGGGUCUACCUGCCCUAUGUCACCAACCAGACCUAUCAGGAGCGCACUUUCCAAAGCUUAAUGAAUAGUAACAGCAGCUUCCGGGAAGUCUUGGAGAAACUGGAGAGCGACCCCAUCUGCCAACGCCUUUCCCUCAAGUCCUUCCUGAUUCUGCCCUUCCAGCGCAUCACCCGCCUCAAGCUGCUGCUUCAGAACAUCCUGAAGAGAUCACAGCCCGGCUCCUCAGAAGAAGCAGAGGCCACGAAGGCACACCAUGCCUUGGAGGAGCUGAUCCGAGACUGUAAUAGCAAUGUCCAGAGAAUGCGACGGACGGAGGAGCUGAUCUACCUGAGCCAGAAGAUUGAGUUCGAGUGCAAAAUAUUCCCUCUCAUUUCGCAGUCUCGCUGGCUGGUGAAGAGUGGAGAGUUGACAGCCCUUGAGUUCAGUGUCUCACCAGGGCUGCGAAGAAAACUGAAUACGCGUCCAGUCCACCUGCACCUCUUCAACGACUGUCUGCUGCUGUCCCGGCCUCGAGAGGGCAGCCGGUUCCUGGUAUUUGACCAUGCUCCCUUCUCCUCCAUCCGAGGGGAAAAGUGUGAAAUGAAGCUGCAUGGACCACACAAAAACCUCUUCCGCCUUUUCCUGCGGCAGAAUGCCCAGGGCACUCAAGCGGAGUUCCUCUUCAGCACUGAGACUCAGAGUGAAAAACUCCGGUGGAUCUCUGCCCUGGCUAUGCCAAGAGAGGAGCUGGACCUGUUGGAGUGUUACGAUUCCCCACAAGUCCAGUGCCUUCGAGCCUACAAGCCCCGAGAGAAUGACGAGUUAGCACUGGAGAAGGCGGACGUGGUGAUGGUGACUCAGCAAAGCAAUGACGGCUGGCUGGAAGGAAUGAGACUGUCAGAUGGGGAGCGAGGCUGGUUCCCGUUGCAACAGGUGGAGUUCAUUUCCAACGCAGAGGUCCGUGUACGGAACCUGAAGGAGGCCCAUCGAGUCAAGACGGCCAAACUGCAGCUUGUAGAGCAGCAAGCCUAGCUGUUCUCUGUGAGCGAUCUUCCGAGCAUAAGAACAAGCUGGUCUUGGAAACGGCUGGCCACAGAACCUGCUUCAGAGGACAUCUGUGGCCCCCAAAACUACAAAACACCCACUCCUAUGGAAGCACCAGGAGACAGGAGAAGGCCCUGUCACCCAGGCACUCCCUCUCUGUUUUGUUCUCCGGAGGGCUAUACUGAAGAACUUCACACUGGAUUCUGGGUUCCUUUUCUCAAGCUAGGGAGGGGACCAUGGCGGUUGAGCCAUGGAACUUUACUGCUAAUGCCAUGUAGUUUGCAAAUAUCUCCUACUGCAGGAGAGCAGACUCAGAGCUGACCAAAGUCUCAUGCAUGACUCUGUUUUCAGGGGAUUUGCCUGUCUAUCACAUGGGAAGGUCAACUAGUGACCCCGAAGGUAUCUCUCCUCCCUAGAGAGUCUCCUUAUUUCCUGAUGUGAGCUCUGUGUGUACAGCUCUGAGACCUGUGAUUCUUGGUGGCAACGUGAGGGUGGUAAGUCUCUCACUCUAAUAAACUUGGCACUUCUUCUUCAACUGUUUUCUUCUCAGGCUCCUUGUGAUAGAACAAGGAUCAAAACAUGGGAUUUGUGACGGUUCCAGUCUUUUGCUUUAGUUGAAGUGGAAGGCCAAGAUGAUGUCCAGGGUCUGGCAGCUGCUGGCUUUUGUUCCAUGACCUCUAAGAUCUGGACAGUUAUUCUGCUCGUGGUGGGUUCAGAGGUCUGUGGAAAGAACUAGAAGUAGUUGAUGAUGGGUGCUGAAAAUCCAUUCAGACUUCUUCUCUUCCCAGAAGGUACAGGUACAGUCUGUUUUGGGUGUGGAGAACCCUUCGUGAUUUUCCAUUCUGAUGCGAACUGUUGUGAAGAUCUCCUUGCAGCUGUUUUAUCUUCCUUGUGAAAGGCAGCAGGUAGAAUGGAAAGAGUCCUAAAAUCCAAGAUCAGAGGCCGGCUGGCCUUGCAGCUACCAUGUCUAUUAACUUUGUACCGCGGAAAUAAUAAAAGAGAUAUCUCUAAAUACUUAAAAAUCGCACAGA